CGCCAACGCUCAGGCAGCGAGUCAGUCGGCUUCGGCGGACUACACCUUCAACUCAUGACCGGGCCCUGGGCCACCACCUGCGGACCUCACCUGAGCACGCGAGGAGCCGCGUGGGGAGGGGGUCCACGAGGAUGAUGAUGAUGAUGAUAAGGGGAAGUGGCGCUCUUUUAGGGCUUGUGCGCACUUUUCGAAGCCACAGGGAGGUGUGAGCUCGCCUGCGCCCACCACCACCACCACCACGACCACCACCACCACCACCAUGGACUGCUUGCUGCUCCUCAUUUGGGCUCUACUCACCCCGCCGGUGGGCUGUGCUCCGGCCAGGCUGCUGCUCACCUGGAGCUUCAUCAGGACUCUGCACAUUUGCUCCGCCCACUCAGUGUCAGCCAGCUCCAGCCAGGGUUUAAAUCAUGACUACGCCUUCGCCACCCCGGUGGAGGUGGACGCCCAGGGACGCUACCUGAGCCACGACUUGAGCUGGCGAGGAUCCCGCCGAAAGCGGUCCGCCUCGUCGUCCCUGCACUACCGCCUCUCAGUCUUCGGCCAGGACGUGCACCUGGACCUGGAGCCGUCCCCGGUGGUCGGGCCGGGCUUCACCGUGCAGACGCUGGGCUCGGACGGCAUCGCCACGCUAACGGGGGGCCAAGAGGUUCAGGGCUGCCUCUAUCAGGGAUUGAUCCGGAACCUGUCGUCGUCCUCGGCGGCCAUAUCCACGUGCUCGGGACUGUCAGGUCUGAUCCGCGUGUCCGAGCACGAGUACCUGAUCUCGCCUCUGCCUCGGCAUCUGGCCCAACGUCACAACUACACCGCUCCCGACGGUCACCGACCGCACGUUGUCUACAAACGCUCCGCCGAACACGUCGUCCACAACCCGACGGACGGCUCGUCCGGGCGGCACCACGACGACCCACAGGAAGACCCACACAGGCAACACUUCUGCGGGCGCCGCAAGCAAUACGCCCCAAAGCCUCCUGCCGACGACCGUUUCCUAAUGCCGGAUGAGUUCGCCGAACCGGACGCCGAGGGUCCCGGCAGGCCGAGGAGGUCGCCCAUCGACUCCAACAGGGUCGGGGGCCUCAACGUGGAGACCCUAGUGGUGGCGGACAAGAAGAUGCUGGAGAAACACGGCCGAGAAAACGUCACCACCUACGUCCUCACUGUCAUGAACAUGGUUUCCAGUCUUUUCAAAGACGGCACCAUCGGUACAGACAUCAACAUUGUGGUAGUUAGCUUGUUGCUACUGGAACAAGACCCUCAACUCUGUGCCCUCGUCUCGCAGCUGGGCCUGACCAUAAAUCACCACGCCGACCAGUCGCUCAACAGCUUCUGUCAGUGGCAGUCGGGCUUGGUGGGCAAAAGCGGGAAGCGGCACGACCACGCCGUCCUCCUCACCGGGCUGGACAUCUGCUCCUGGAAGAACGAGCCCUGCGACACCCUGGGUUUUGCUCCCAUCAGCGGCAUGUGCAGCAAAUACAGAAGCUGCACCAUCAACGAGGACACGGGACUGGGCUUGGCCUUCACCAUCGCCCACGAGUCCGGACACAAUUUCGGGAUGAUCCACGACGGCGAGGGGAACCCCUGUCGUAAAACCGAGGGCAACAUCAUGUCCCCGACUCUUGCGGGAAACAACGGGGUGUUCUCCUGGUCCACCUGCAGCCGGCAGUACCUCAGCCGCUUCCUGGGAACCACUCAGGCGUCCUGUCUGGUGGACGAGCCCAAGCAGAUCGGCCAGUACAAAUAUCCCGAGAAGCUUCCCGGGCAGCUCUAUGACGCCGACACGCAGUGCAAGUGGCAGUUUGGCGCCAAAGCCAAGUUGUGCAGCCUGGACUUUGUGAAGGACAUCUGCAAGUCGCUGUGGUGUCACCACACGGGCCACCGAUGUGAGACCAAGUUCAUGCCCGCCGCAGAGGGCACAAGCUGCGGGCCAGACAUGUGGUGUUGGCGCGGUCAGUGUGUCAAAUAUGGGGAGCACGGCCCCAAAGCCAUCCACGGCCAGUGGUCGGCCUGGUCCCAGUGGUCGGAAUGCUCCAGAACCUGCGGAGGCGGGGUCAUGUACCGAGAGCGCUCGUGCACCAGUCCCAGGCCGCAGUACAACGGUAAAUUCUGUUCGGGCUCCAGCCGCUUCAACCAGCUGUGUAACACCCGGCCGUGCCCGCACAACACGGUGGACUUCCGGACGCAGCAAUGCGGCGAGUACAACAGCAAGCCCUUCAGGGGCUGGUACUACAAGUGGAAGCCAUACACCAAAGUGGACGAUGAAGACAUCUGCAAGCUGUACUGCACCGCGGUGGACUUUGACUUCUUCUUCGCCAUGUCCAGCAAGGUCAAAGACGGCACCUCCUGCUCCGACCACAAGGGCGACGUCUGCAUCGACGGAGUGUGUGAGGCUGUCGGCUGCGAUCAGAUUUUAGGUUCCAAGGCCUCUCUGGAUGCGUGCGGCGUUUGCAAAGGGAGCAACUCCACGUGCAAAUUUCACAGGGGCCAGUACACCCUGCAGCACAGGGCUAACGAGUAUUACUCCAUGGUAACGAUCCCCGCCGGCGCUCGAAGCAUCCAUGUGGAAGAAAUGGAAGUCUCCACCAGCUACCUGGCGGUCCGUUCCCUGAAGCGGAAGUACUACCUGACCGGGGACUGGACGGUGGACUGGCCGGGGAAGUUCCACAUCGGAGGAGCCGUGUUCAGCUACCAACGCUCUUUCAACAAGCCGGAGAGCCUCCACGCCGCCGGGCCGACUAAUGAGACGCUGGUGUUUGAAAUCCUCCUGCAGGGCAGGAACCCCGGCGUGGUUUGGGAGUACACGCUGCCUCGCACCGAGAGGAAGCCGGACUACAGCUGGGGCGUGGUGCGCUCUGACUGUUCCGCUCCCUGUGCUGGAGGUCGCAUCUCCACCAAAGCUAUUUGUCUGCUGGACCAGAAAGUCCACGUCAACUCCACCAUGUGUAACCCACUCACCAGACCCACACUGGGAUCUCACCUCUGCAACACACAGCCCUGCCCUGCCUACUGGUGGACCGGAGGCUGGGGGUCUUGCAGUCGCUCGUGCGGAGGAGGCCAGCAGACCAGGACUCUGAGGUGCAUGAGGAAGGUGACCUACCAGAGGGAGGAGGUGGCCCCUCACUCCCUCUGCCCCGUCAUCUCUCCUGCUCAGGUGCAGCCCUGCAACACCCUGGCCUGCCCUCCGGACUGGAACACUGGAUCCUGGUCUCAGUGCUCCAAGACUUGCGGCCGCGGACUACGGAAGCGUAGCGUCUUCUGCCAAAGCGCCGACCCCGGGGCGGAGACGGCGGUGGUGCCGGAAAGCAUGUGCCGCCAGCACCAGCGACCCAAAGCCCAGGAGACCUGCGUCCUCCGACGCUGCCCCAAGAACGACAGGCUCCAGUGGGCACCCACUUCCUGGGGAGAGUGUUCCAGGUCCUGCGGUCCGGGCACCCAGAAGCGGGAGCUCCAUUGUGGGGAGAGAGACUUCCAGGGAGGAUUUGUGGAAUUCCCGGUGAGGAGGUGCAGGAACCUAGCCAAACCCUCGGUGGAACUCCAGCAGGUCUGCAACCGGGGUCCGUGCCCUGAGGUUCCUCGGGUCCUGGCGGGGGGAAGAACCGCCUCCAGUGCUGUGGUGUCGGGCUGGUACUAUUCCCCAUGGCAACAGUGCUCGGUGUCCUGUGGCGGGGGGGUCCAGACGCGCACCGUCCAGUGUCUGCGCCAGGGUGGUCCCGCGGCAGGCUGCCUCCCCCAACAGCGGCCCCUCACCUCCAGGGCGUGCAACACUCACUUCUGCCCGCCUGCCGCACCCGCGCCACCGUGGCAGCAACACCAGAACCGGGUCACAGCUGCCGGGUUGACUCCGAGAGUGGACCCCCCCUGCUCAGACCGCUUCAGCUGGUGCCACCUGGUCCCUCAGCACGGCGUGUGCGGACACAAGUUCUACGGGGAGCAGUGCUGCAGGUCCUGCACCGACAGGAGGUCCUAGAGCGGACCCCCCCUACCCCCCAGAGCCCCAGGCGGCGGGGAACUCUCAGAACACGUAGAACUGUGACCAGCAGAAUGUGUUCUUCCUUCCUGGAGUACUUGACUACAAAAACUGAGUGAAGGCGUAGAGGAGAGUCCUGUUCUGAAAGAUGGCCUCCGCUCAUGGACAAACUGGAACGAACACGGCGUUUGCUGUCUGUCGGACGUUGAAGCCGGCAGCCAUCACCCUGAUCAGUCGUUAGCCCGCUCGUGCGUUGCCCCGAUGCCUUUAUUUAAAUUAUUGCUCGUAUUGCAUCACUCCCGCUGUGGACGUUCUCCUACAUGUUCUGUGGAUCGUCCGUGGUGGACUUGUCCUCUGCGUCCUCCUUCUCUCUCUUGCUGGCGUUGCUUCCUGCUGCUGCUGGCAGACACCGGAACAUUCCACGGAAAAGUCAUUACGUUGUAAUCUCUCCUCUAUGGCUAUGAUAAUACAGCUUGAUCAAGAGUAAGACCUUCAUUGAUUUCUCAUUGAUGCGUGACCUUAGGGUGCGUCGCAGUGGCAAACAUUUCUAUGUUAUCUAUUUUCAAUCACACCCAAUCACAAGGCGCCGAGGGCAGCUGAGGGCAGUCCCUUCGUAUGUCACGUAUUCCUCUUCAAGUGGUUAAGGUUGCUGGUCUAUGGAAGACAGAAAGACCUCAUUUCAGUCUGAAGAUGUUCAAAGUUUCUCGCCAUCUUGACUUUCUUUCAACAUGUAGGGAAGACUUAGGAUGGAUGGAUGGAUUAAUGGAUGGAUGGAUCUGUAUGCAUGGAAGAAGGACCCUGUCUUACAUGCAGAGGCUUCCAUCCAUUCAUCUUCCACUUAUCUGAAGGGGCAGGGUCGAAGGGGCAGCAGCCUAAGCAGGAAUCCAAACUUCCUGUCUCUGGCCAAUACCUGUUGGACUCGCCCUGAACAUCUCCCCAGGUAGAUGUCCAGGAGCCAUCCGGACCAGAUCCCCGAGCCACCUCAUCUGGCUCCUCUCAAUGUGAAGGAGCCACGGUUCCAGGUACCAGGUACCAGGUUCUGGUGUACAUCUACACCAGACGCUGCUAGAAACUGGUCCACUACAUGGGCUGCCUUUCUGGAGUUGGUGGACCUAGUCUUCAUGCAAGAAAUGAGAAUUAGGACGCUGUUAACCCUUACGCUAACCUGAACCCCCAAACCCUAGCUCCAGUCCUAAAUACUAAAGCCUUAAUCACAACCACAUGAACCUUUAUUGUAAGAACUAACCCAAACCUUUAACCUCACCUUAACCUGGAACCACUAAACCACCAAACCCUAACGCUAGUCCUAGUCACAAAACCCCAACCCAACCAAUGAAAUCUAACCCCAAACAAUACCAAUUGCCCUAACACAAACCCUAACCCAUAAACCUACAAACCCCAAACCAUAAUCCUAGUCCUAACCCCCAAAUCCCAAAUGCCAGCUCUAAUCCCCAAACUAGGAUUCUUUCUUUUACCAUGACGCAGUAGUCCCGGUUUGAAGGGCGUAACCCUUCCUGGCAGAAACCUCAAUACGCACUAAGACCAAAGGAGGACCGAAGGAAGACUGCCGGAGACGCUGAUGUUAAAAACCGAUGACGCUGAUGAAAAGGAUUAAUCCAGCCUGUGAGGCUUCAGUCCUUUUCUUGAGGGACUCAUGACCGAGCCGCGAUAUAUCAGUCUCCAGUCAAAGUCCACAAACUGCGAGCCUGACACUCCAUUUGUGCGAUUUGGCCAUGCGGCGCAAACAGUCGGAAUUAUGGGAGUUAAAGGAGAAACCUAAACAGUCCGACAUUACAGUUCAUUGUCUCUCCCUGAAUGCAAGUCUAUUUGAGAAGCAGAGGACAAUGUCUCAUUCCGGUUGUCUCCCGCUGGAGCGUAAAGGUGAACAGCUCCAUACCUGAGCGUCCAUUGUGCAGCGUCGACUUAGCUGCUGGAGGCCAUGAAUAUUAUCGAUCUUCUGUGUGCUGCGAGUCGCUCUCAUCUGUCAUCGUUCUGUCCUGAAAUGUGAGCAUUGAUUGGACUCCUCUGGGCCCGGCAGACACCAGCUGCUGAAGAUCUGUCCUUCGGUGAGCCAAAGGAAGCCAAAGUCGCCGAAAGGAGGGAACCCUCUCACGCCUUCAUCAGCCGCCCCGGUGGUCCUCAACAAAAUGCCCCCAAAUCCCCUUUGCCAGAUUUGUCCUUUCACUUUGUCGCAGCUUCCUGCAUGGUCGGGAUGGUAGGGGGCACGUACUCACCCUCAAGGAGUUUACAAUUGCACUUUUUUCAGGUCACUGCAACUACACGUUUCUGGUCAGUCAUCAGGGGUCUUGGGAAGGCGUCGAUUUCGUGGCGUUUUGUCGGGUCUCGACCUUUUGCAAAAUCUUUGUUUUUUUUCAGGUCACUUCUUUAGCACCUUUGAAGUGUAGAAAAGCUCCUUUACCCUCUGCUUGUCCUUGCUGUGCUUGUUUGGUGAAUUAAUCCAUGUAACUUGUGUUCUGUCCCACCCCCCCGCACCCGCUCCCGGGAGACACUUUGCAUGACAUCAAUGUAUUCAUGU
Molecule: messenger RNA, 6500 nt
Organism: Doryrhamphus excisus (bluestripe pipefish)
Lineage: Eukaryota; Metazoa; Chordata; Actinopteri; Syngnathiformes; Syngnathidae
Source: RefSeq, a predicted model, not a curated record